AUGCCUCCACUCAUUCAGGCUUCCGCACUCUCGAAUUAUUCGUCCAGACUUAUCACCGAAUGCCCUCAGUCAGGGAUGAGGUAUUCCCCCUUUCUCCACCAGACUGAUACUCGUGCCUUCCAACACCUGGCCCAGUCCUCCUCCAACCAAUUCUCUUAUUACUGUGGAGCACGCCUCUGCCCCAUGGACGCAGUCAUUGGGAGUCUGUGUGCUCAGGAAGUCAUCAAGGGAUGCACCGGCAAGUUCACUCCCAUCCACCAGUGGUUCUACUUCGACGCUCUCUCCUGUGUGUCCCACGACAAGGUCGAGUACACCCCCGGCAAUAGAUAUGCUGGCCAGUCCAUCCUUUUUGGCGACCAAGUACAGAACAGACUCAUGUCCCUCAACACUUUCAUCGUCGGCAUGGGCGCCAUUGGCUGUGAACUCCUCAAAAACUUUGCAAUGAUGGGAAUGAGUUGUGGUCCCGGCACUACCUGGGUCAUCGACAUGGAGAGAAUCGAGAGGUCCAACCUCAACAGACAAUUUCUCUUCCGUUCCACCGAUAUGAUGCGCCCUAAAUCGACCACCGCAGCUCGAGCAAUCAAGGAACUGAACAAGGACAUGAACAUCCAGGCAUUGGAGUAUCAAGUCGGCCAUCCUACUGAUUUCUAUUUCAACGACCAGUUCUACGCUCGACUAGACUUGGUCCUCACUGCCCUCGACAGACUUGACGCACGCAAGUUUGUCGAUCUCAAAUGCGUGUACUACCGACUCCCCAUGAUCGACUCGGGCACUCACGGAACAAGGGGGCACUGCCAGCCUGUCAUUCCCCACCUCACCGAGUCAUACUCCUCCAACGACCCCAUCACUCACGACUUUGCCUUCUGCACUGUCCGACACUUCCCCAACUCCAUUGAACAUUGCAUUCAGUUCGCCCUCGACUAUUUCCGCGGGGUCUUCUACAACCAGAUCGAGGCCGCCCACAAAUAUACUCUUUCUCCUCCACUCCUCUGUUCUCAUCCACUUGUCCUCGCUCUCAAGGAUGUCUACCCACUACACGCCUCCUUUGACUGGCCUUCCUGCGUCUCCUGGGCCUUCCGACAGUUCCAUGACCACUUUACCAACAAUAUUUCACAGUUACUCCACAACUUCCCCCCCGAUCACGUAUUCCCCACCCACACAUCCACAGACCACCAUCCACGGACUCCCCUUCUGGGCUCCCCCCAAACGAUGUCCUUCCCCCAUCACCUUCGAUGUCGCCAAUGUACUCUCCUUUCCUCAUCCCAGCCUACUCACAUACAGUAUAUCACUCUCGCCGCACACCUCCGAGCACAGUCCUUGGGAAUAGUCCCUCAGUCCACUCCCGUCGUGGACAUACUCCAGUCACUCACAGUCCCUGUCUUCACUCCCCAGGAGGGACUCGAGAUUGGCGAGGAUGACCAGCAGCCUGUUGACCCGGGGGGAUGA
Molecule: messenger RNA, 1446 nt
Organism: Octopus sinensis (East Asian common octopus)
Lineage: Eukaryota; Metazoa; Mollusca; Cephalopoda; Octopoda; Octopodidae
Product: ubiquitin-like modifier-activating enzyme 1
Exons: 1
Coding region: 1-1446 (481 amino acids)
Biological process (GO): DNA damage response; protein ubiquitination; ubiquitin-dependent protein catabolic process
Cellular component (GO): nucleus; cytoplasm
Molecular function (GO): ubiquitin activating enzyme activity
Source: RefSeq, a predicted model, not a curated record